This is a messenger RNA of Babesia bovis T2Bo, 1579 nucleotides long. RefSeq lists its product as uncharacterized. The transcript has 7 exons. Gene Ontology annotation, cellular component: nucleus; nuclear origin of replication recognition complex. Bases 11 to 1567 code for a protein of 518 amino acids. The record is from RefSeq and is a predicted model, not a curated record. Gene Ontology annotation, molecular function: DNA replication origin binding. Lineage: Eukaryota; Apicomplexa; Aconoidasida; Piroplasmida; Babesiidae. Gene Ontology annotation, biological process: DNA replication initiation; DNA replication.
UUAUAUAUAAAUGCCUAAUGAAGUGGUUACACAUUCUUCUGGAUUCCAUGAGGAAUCUGCAUUUAUUCGUUUGUUAGGUGACUUUUCUGAUCCUGUUCCAUUAAUCCAGGUAAUCGGCUUGUGCACGAAUGAGUGGUGUAAGGAUGCGGAAUCUUAUUUAUCAGAGAAGGGUGUGCCAUUUGCCGCGCUUGACUGUGCAGUCUUUGCAGAAUGCCGCAGCGAGAAUCAAUCGGCGCUUAUAACAUGGAAGUUCACAUGCUUUACAAAGCAACUUCUUCAUAGUGCAUCUUCGGCAUUCCCUUUGGAAUCACAUCGCAUUGCUAAGUUGAAGAAGCACGAGAUACACAAUUGCCUGGAUUUCGUACAUCUUGUUCAUUCGAUUACAAAGACUACAGUGGGAUAUACUGAGGAAAAUGGCAUACGUUGCGUUGUAUUGCUGAUAAAGGACUACCAGGCGUUACUAUCUCAUGAGCAUUCAUUGUUCAACACACUUUUACGCAUACACGAAAAGCUUUCACGUUUCCCUGCCACUGAAUCUCUUUGUGAUAAGAAGGUAGUGGUGGUUUUCGUCGGUCCUCAUCCUAUUCCUCCCGAGGUCACCAAGGGUGACUUUGCUAUCCCUCUUAUUCAGCUCUCAGUUUCUGAUCAAAAUGGUCUUACUGAUCGGAUUGGUACCAAGAAUUUGGAUUAUGCGAUUCAGAAGGCUCAGGAACAGGUGCAUGGUAUAAGCACUGAUAAUGCUGAGUUUCUUUGGAAGGGGUUUGUACAAUAUUUCGUGGGCACCGUUUACCCCUGGUAUAAAACAGACCCUUUAUCAAUGGAGCUUUAUUGCAGAAUGCUAUGGAUGAUAUUCUUAGAACCUUUGCAAGGGUCGGAACUCCCCGGGGAUAACGAUUUGGAUGACUGUUUGCAUCACCUUUGCAAAAGUGUGGACAUUCAUAUUAACAACAUAACAAAACACUGUCGCAGUAGGUUCACUAGCGAGCUAUUCAAUUCCGCGGUAUCUGAAACGUUUAUCCAACGAAAACGUCUUGACAAGUUUAAUGGCAGCCGGCUGUCAAAAUACCUUCUUAUCGGUGCCGCCAUUUCUACCAUGUGCCACCCUUAUCAGAUAAGACGCCGCUUGCGUAAACUCAAGGUUCGAGAUAUUGGUUCAGAUGGUGCAUUUUGGCGCCGUAGGCAUAGGUUUGAAUUUUGGUCUUGGAUCGCCAACACCGAGUGGGUGUAUGCUUCCAAUGAAGGGGAGGGGAUAAAGUUGGACCACAUUUUAUAUGACCAGAUGCUAUGGGUGAUAUCUGAGGGUUACGUCAAGCCGCUGAGUAACAUAAGCUUGUGGCGUCGUUUACCAGCGUCCCGCAGUGCUGCCCUUUGGCAUGUAACUGAUACACCACCCUCUGCGGAUCAGCCCUGGAGAGAUUUUAUGCUUCAAAAUCGCAAUAUAGGCAGCAAUUCAUACUUGGGUCAUAUAAUGUGUGCUUCAGCUCGUUUUAUUUUCUGCGCACCUAAAGAUCUAAUUCUUUCGAUAGUAAAGGACCUCAGCAUUGAUAUGGAUCAGUUUUUUUUCUGAUGUGUUGUUGUU